This is a messenger RNA of Lagopus muta (rock ptarmigan), 5265 nucleotides long. RefSeq lists its product as uncharacterized. The record is from RefSeq and is a predicted model, not a curated record. Lineage: Eukaryota; Metazoa; Chordata; Aves; Galliformes; Phasianidae. The transcript has 9 exons. The coding region runs from base 1665 to 3320 and encodes 551 amino acids.
GCCAUCACAAACAGUCUCUCCAGAAAGCCACUGGGGCUGAGGCCUUCCAGUCAAUUUCACCCAAACAUUCCACACCCACCCAUAGCAGAGGGGCUCAGAGAGCAAAAACCCUACAGUGUCCAGGCUAUAAAGGGGUCUUACAGCUUUUCCUUCUUGCCAGCCCUAAGCAUAACCCUCUUUGGCACUGUCACAGAACCAGAAGCAGGCACUGAAUGCUCACUGAGUGCCCAGAGUGCCAUAAAGGCACUUAGGAGGAGGGAUGCUCUUUGCCAGAUGACAAGAUCUUCAGAGCUAUAAAAUAAUAACUAAAUACAAGAGCCGUGUGGUGGGGGAAAAGGGCCAGUUAACACUCUGCCUUUAAAUUGCAGCUGGCACAAAUCAGCAAACUUCAGUGACUGCUACAGCAAAGAGUCAGUUCUCUUCUUCCCAGUUGUGUUUGUUUCAGAAGCACAGUGGGAGGACUGCUGGGAGAGAAGAGCAAGGGGCAGCUGGAUUGGAUCUCCCCUGACAGCUCCUCUCCUGCUGCCUUCCUUACAGCAGGCACUUGUAGCAAGGCUGGUUUGAUCUAGGGCCUGCGCGUAGCUGACCCAGCCCUAGAUAGCACCACUGGCUCUCUGUGGGCUCCUUGAGGCCGCUGAUCCCUUCCACAGCAUCAGGCUGGUUUAACCGGUGGAGCAGCACAUCUCCUCCUGACAGUGCUGGAGUCAGCAGAAGCCUGGAUGGGAGCGUAAUGCAGGGAUGGGCACUCUCAAAGCAGACAGAGACUCUGUAAAGGUUGUGCAGCUGUUGGCUGUGCGGAGAUUGCACUGUCCAAAUUUCGCCCAGAGGUAACUUCUUAUGUGUGCACACAGACUACAGGAACAGCAUCUGGUGCGUGCAGCCAUGCUCAGGGUGUGCAACAGCACUGCGUGCUCAGCCUGAGCACUCGAAGUGCACUGCUGCAGUGGGGUGGCAUCACCAACCUGUCUGUGGGAAAAGGAGCUGGGAACAGCCCUGCCACAUCCCCUCAGCCCACACUGUAGCCAAGGCAGAGGUAUUCACUGUGAAUACAAAACCUGGGAUUUAAGUGGGGGAAAGGGAAAAGGAAGAAAAGAGAAAAGGAGGGAGGAAAAGGAGAAGAAAGAAAAAGAGAGAAAAAGGUAAAAGGAAAAAAUAAAUAAAAAGGAAAAGAAAUUAAAAAAAAAAUGAAAGGUUUAAAAACGGAAGAUAAAAAGACGGAAAAAGAAAAGAACAGAAAAUGAAAAAGAAAGGAAAAAUGAAAAGAAAAAGACCCACUCUGCUCUCUUCCCCACCCAAAGCAUUCCAGCCUUUCCUUUCCUGCCACUUGAGAGGGGGGUUGUUUAUUGACAUUAUGCAAGUGCUGAAAUAUUUUUCUUUUUCUGCUCUCCCGUCUUUUCUUUUGUAAAAAAAGUUCUUCCCCCUCCCUCCUCUGGGGGUUGCGAAGGUAGUUCAAACCCCUCCAGCCAUCUCGGCUUAUCAGUCGAGGGAGAUGCAUUCCUCAGGGCUGCUCCCUUUAUAAGCCGCCGCCGGCCGCCCGCGCGCCGCUCCGCAGCCCGCGCAGUUCCGCGCCCUGCCAUGCCCUAACCCGGCCCAAAGGACGCGCGGCAGCGCUGGGAGAGCCCGGCGGCGAUGCCCCCCCGGCGCUGAGUCGCGCUGCCGCCGGGAUGUUCGCCUGGCACCGGAGCUUUCCCCUGGGAGCGCCCUGGAAGAGAGGUAAGAAGAGUCCACCUGCUGAGGACAAAGUAGUGCUAACACAUAUGAAGAUAUUGAGCAAUGAAGGAAUUCAGAACCCAGGGCUAGUACCAGAGGCUCCUGCUGAUGCAGCCUGUACUGAGGAACCCCAUCUUCCCAGCACAAAUUUCCCACAGGACUGCCAGGGAUGUCCAAAUGCCACAGCCAUAACAGCAGACACAGACUAUGCAGAAGCCCCAGCAGGCACAGAUUAUGUAGCCACACUGCCUGACCUCAGCAGCUUUGAGUCCAAGUGCCGCCUUCACAGAUUCUCCAAAUUUGAAUCUGAGGACUCGGGAGUUGAGCUGCCAAGCGGAGCUAACUCUCCAUCAACGCCAACGGGCUCAGAGAAGAGCUUUGUUCUUCACAGCAGAGACUCAUUUUGUGACUCAGGUGUGCUUAGCACCUCAUCUUCUCCAGAAAUUGACCACCUGAUAAUGAGAGCAUGUAAAGAGCGUGCCAGGAAGGUUGGCCAGCAAGGUGUGGAGAGUGAAAAGAAAGAUGAGCUCUAUAGCCAGGAGUCAGACGUGGUGGAGGUUCCCACACCUUCCCUUGAAGACUUCGGUGUUCCUCAGGAAGGAGAAAAUCCUGAUGAGCAUUUUGACCAGAGUGAAAGGCAAUCUCUGGAAAAAGAACCAUCCCCAGAGACGAACUCCCCCACAGAGAGCACUCUUCCCACCCCGAUUCCCAUAGAGGAGCCAAAAACAAUUGCUGACAAUUACACAGAGACCUUUGGCAGUACACAAGACCUUCAGCUCCAUGGACAUCAGCUGAAGAAGUACCCCACAAGUGACAGCCUGGACGAAUACAUGAAUGAAUGCUGUAGACUGAGUGAGGUGAACCAAGGGAACAGCAAAGCCCUGGGAUCUGGCCUGGGAUACCUGGAACACAUUUGCCAACUGAUUGAGAAGAUUGGGCAGCUGCAGGAACACAACCUGCGGCUCCAAAAGCAAGUCUGCAGCUUACAGAAAGAGCAGAAGAUGAGCCAGAUAAAAGAGGAGUACCUCAUGCAGCAUUGCUCCUGUGGAGCUGCCAGCGUGUUCCUCAACUCGUACCAAGACAUGAAGACAUUUUUGGCAGGGAGAAGCAGACCUCAUAGCCUCUUGGUUCAGACUGGAAACCCUUCUGAUCUUUCAAUCAUCCCAGAAAUAGGAGCAAACACCGACAAGCUCAGCGACUACUGUGGAAGUGAGAGAUACCCAGAAUCAGGAAACAGCCAUCCAACAGCAGGGCUCAGGAAGUUGUCGAACAAUAGGAACAAGGAAAAUGAGUUCAGAGAAGGUGGUGGCAUGGCCGAAAGACAGGCUUUUCCACCAAAGGAUUCUGCAGCCAGAAAGGGUCUGGAGACCAGCAAGAACUGUUCGGGUGAGAGCCAUGCGUGGGGGAGAAUGAGAGAUCUUAUGAGGAAGACAAGGCUGAGAAACCAAAGCAAGCUGGGGCUGUCCUCUGCUGCUCUGAAGAGGUCCUGCCCACAGUUGUACAGGCCUGACAUUAUGUCUUCAGAGCUGAGGAAAGCUGAGAGAACUGAGAGGAACUCCAUGAUUGUUUUGGGGCAAAAUACAAAGAAUGAAAACAUAUGGCCUUUCUGAUAACUCAAGUUAAAGGGGACAAGGUAAAGAAGAAGUGGGAACAAUUGCGGACACAAAAUGGAAGAGCCCAGGGGUGCUUUGUGUACCCAGCAUCCUCCAGCUGUUGGCAAAGCAACUCUGAUUUGAAUGUUGGAAGGGAAAGAAGGAAAGGGGACGAGGAUAAUGGUCUGUGGACAGAUGCAUACUCAGCUACCUAUGGCUUUGCUCCUGAACCUACCACAUACUCACAAGCCAAAGAAGAAGAAACUUGCAGCUAACACCUUGGUACCAUAACCAGGAGAGGCUUUUAAAUGAGACUUGAUAAUUAAUUCUUCCUCCUACCUGUGCUAGGAACAGUACUACCUGAAUCACCAAAGCAAUUAUCACUGCUUCCUGGGGACCUCUUACAGCUGAAAUGAACUUCAGCCUCACAGUGGCCAGAGGAGCACUAUAUGCAGAGAUGGCCAUUGCCUGCACUCCUCCCUCAGGCCAGGGGCUGCAGGCUGCUUGCCCUCAGCACACUCCUCCCUUCCCAGCAGCACCUCACCAGCUAUGCAGUUUUAAUCAAAUGCAACAGGAACAAAAGUCCAUAAAGCCAAACUCUCCCCCAAGGCCGUUCAGAAACCCACCACCAGCUGCACCUUUUGCAAACACUCCUUGAUUUCAGUGCCAUCCUAACACAGAAGUCAACAUGGUGAAUGGCACUGCAAGAAUUGACCAUUAGAGAGUUGGGAGGGUACAUCCAUGGCAGCAUCUCAGCCAUCCAGCAGCCCAGCUCUCUGUCAGGCUGUGCUGUCCAACUUCUGGAAGAGCAGGGCUGCAAGGAUGAGUUACUCACACACAUCCUCUAUAUUCUGUAUCUAGGACUGUUCUUUUAGAUCUCUUAGGUUUUGAGGUUUAUUUUUUUUUAAUGCUGGUGCCUUAUUGCCACAUCUCUACAGAGCUCAGAGAAUUGACAGCAUCUGCUUCUGAAGGUGCUGCAGCUGCCACAGUGAUCUCUGCUCUUUUGCUGGUAGGAGCUGGUGCUUUUAUACCUAUGGAGUAAAAAUUCAAGCAAGCCAACUUCGUCUCUUGUUACAGGAGCAUGCUACUCCCCUGAAUUACAAUAUAACUGUCAAUCAGGCACUUGCUAUUUAAAAUCCUUUCUGGUCUACCCUUAGGAACUGAGAUUUCAGAAGAUGACAGUAACAUGCCAACUUCAGCAGGUUUAGCCUUUCAGCAGCAGGUUUAGCCUUGCAGCAGCAGGUGCUUCCCUUUUGCUCAUGAACAGCAGUUGGAGCCCUCCAAGGCAGAGCAGGAUCUCUUCUUCUGAGAUUCUCCGAGCCCAGUUCUAGCAGCAACACAAAGCAAAGAGUUGUUGCUCACUAGAACAACAGAUCAUGUUUACUCAGUGCAAGUAUAAUUUGCAGGUGAAGUUCAGUGUAGCUGCUGUUAUUUAGCAUCUAAAAAAAAAGUUUAUGCUGACUCACAGUUAGUACCCUGAAGUAGGUGCUGUGUUUAAUAUUUCAGUUGUCAUUAAUUACAGCUGCUGUUGUAACACUUGGUUAUUCACUGUAUAUUUUGCUAGCUUCAUCCAAAGCUAGAGAUAUUUAUGACUUGAUUAUUCUGUGAAUAGUCUGUAUAUCUCCAUAAAUCCCAGGGGCUAAAAAUCCUGCCUCAACUUACACCCUCCACCCAUACAGACACUAUGAGGAAUAUGAAUCAGUGUAGAACUGGACUUGCAGUGUUUCAGGAAAGUCAUGAACUGGUGUUUUCCCAUCCCUUACUCUCCUCACAUUAUAGGUGUUAUGGUUUUUAAAAUUAAGAUGAACUAGCACUCUUUUUAUUACUGCAUUAUAUGAAAUAUAUUCAUGUAUUUUCAAAACUGUAUUUAUAACCUGUAACAUACUGUAUAGUUUGCCACUUUUAGAUAUGCUUGUACUACAGCUUAAUAAGUUUAAUAAUAAAAUCAUCACUUAUGAAAUAA